CCCCGUCCGUGUUUUGGUUUGGCUAGUACCCAGACUUCUCUCUGCUGCAAUUAGCAUAUUCUCGUUGCUCCUGGAGCUUGUUAUGUUUUCGUGGGAACAAAGACCGCCAAUCGAGAACGCAGUUAUUGACUCAUGAUAAAGUCGUUUAAGGUCGUUUUUGUAAAUACUUCCUAUUCAUCUAAACAGCAGUGAUACGAUAGUUUUGAUUAGGAGUGAUUUUCUCGCGAUCGAUGCCGAAACUGCGAGACGGAUCGAGUUUGCCCUCGGCGAGAAGUGAGGCAGCGCGAAGACAGAUAAUUCGUCCUUUCGUGUGUUCCACGUUCAGAGAUUUCCACACCGAGCGAGACUUCUUGCAAGAGAGGAUAUUCCCUCAGCUGAACAGAAUAUGCAAAGAGCGAGGAACUUCUUUCAUUCCCGUAGAUUUACGUUGGAACAAGAGUCAAUCUCAACAAAAUAACGAACAUGUUCUCCGCGUGUGUUUGGAUAGUAUCGGUAGGUGUGCUCCGUUUUUCAUUUGCUUGCUAGGGGACAGGUACGGGGUCCAUCGGGCUGCUGAGUCGGAAGAGAAGGACCCCGCUACAGAGGAAUGGUUGGACAGAAACUUCGAGACGGCUGCAGCAUGUGGGUACGACUGGGUGCUUGAAGAGGAAAACAGAUAUAACAGCAUCACUGAGUUGGAAAUUGUGCAGGCUUCCUUCCGUAGGAAAUAUGACUAUGGUUACUUCUAUUUCCGCAACUCCGCCCAUGUGGAAGAAAAGCUUCAGGAUGUCGAGCCCUGCCAGCAAGACAGUAUUUUGUCUAUUUAUAAACCUGAGAGUGAAUAUGCUGCAAGGAAACUAAGAGAACUUAAACAGCAGACCAUCGACACAGAGUUGCCUGUGCGUCAUUUUACCACCCUGGAACAGCUUGGAGACCUGUUGAUUAAAGACUGGGCUGCAGUUAUUGACUUGCUGUACCCUCCAAUCAAUCCACUCGUAUUCUCCAGCACAGAGUCAGAAGUCUUCCGUCAGUGGUCCGCUCAUGAGGCAUUUGCAAUGGCGCGACGCCAAGUCUUCGUCAAGACACCAAGGAUAAGAGAGAUGCUUGAGGUGCUAAGCGUUCAUGCUGAAGUGGACCAGGGAAUUAGAAGAAAGACAAGCAUGGUGGUACCAGCUGCGGUGUUAGGCACUUUUAUGACCAGUCUUCCUGGCAGUGACAAGGAAACAUUGCCCCCUGUGUUGGUGAUAGCUGGUGAGAGCGGCUGUGGUAAAUCUACCCUCGUGGCUCAUUGGCUGAAACAGUUGACCUCAAGCUAUCCCCAGGUCGUCACCAUUCCCCACUUUGUCGGCUGCGACUCGGGCAGUAGUGACAUUGCUAACUUCAUGCGCCGCUGUACAAGCGAACUACGGCUUCAGUAUCUUGAUUCUGACGUCGAUGACCUCGCGGACAACCAAGACCUGAGCGACUUCACUCGAGUGGUGGAAGCGUUCAGAGCGGCCAUCUCCUUAGGUCCUUCUGUAAUCGUCUUGGACGGGGUCGAUCAUUUGGGACACGCUUUAGAUGUUGCCGCGUUUAAAGUCAAGGAGAUGCAAUGGCUGCCGUCCUCAGUCCCAGUCUCCUGCAGAAUCAUCGUCACCACGACCAGAGCGGACAUCACUUACCGCGCACUGUCACAAAGGAGGGAUGCCUAUUGUAUUGACAUGCCCCGGCUGUUUGAUGUUAGAGGCAAGAAUGAUCUUCUGAAAGAGUAUGUUGGCUCCAACUACAAGUUCUUGGACGCGACCCGGUUGUCAAGGAUAACUUCUUCCAAUCUGGCACACCUUCCCUUGUUUUACGUCGCCCUUUCCUGUGAGUUGCGUGUUUUGGGCGCGCACAAGAACGCGGACAGGUUGCUAGAGUCGUACGUUCAUGCGCCGACUCUCUUCGAUCUGUGGAGCUUGAUAUUUCGUCGUUGGACUCAUGAAUACGGCUGGUUGCGCCCAGCGGUUUCGCGCAGCCCUGUUCCCGCCAUUAAGGCGCAGGUAUCACGUGAUCGUAUGAACAGUGGCUGGGUGGCUGAUGUGCUGAGGCUCUUUGCUCUGUCACGUGAGGGAUUAUCUGAAAGCGAGGCUCUAGGCGCUCUCCAAGUCAUGGGCUACAUAAAGAACUACGAGGUGACCAAGGCGCAUUGGGAAAUGCUUCGUUUGAUCGCGGAGCAUGCGCUCAUCGAAAUGCCGUCUGGGUUGUUUACCUUUCCGCACCAGUCUGUCCGCGGUACCGUGGAAAUUGCGUUGCUGGGUAACCUCACCUCUCCGUCCCAAGAACGCGCGGUUUCACCCGCAUUUCAAGAGAACUGGGAACGACAGAAGCAACAGGGUCACACUGUGCUCUCAAGUUUCUUUUCCAAACAACCUUCAUCCGGGCGCAUGGUGGACGAGUUACCAUGGCAACUGGAGAUGAGUGGAAACAUGGACGCACUGAGCAAAACAAUUUGUGAACCGAGAGUGUUUAUAAAGCUCGUGAGUUUGAAAAGCGAGCAACGACGAAGGAUCGAUCUGUUGUCAUACUGGAGUGUUUUGAAGCAGGCAAACCGUAAACCUGAAGAGAUUCUCUAUCAAAUGGCCAUUAAGGCCGAAGAGAGAUUACAAAGCGAAUCAAAGGAAACAACAGAACGAGACGUCAGAUCUGCUUCUUCAAAAACCAGAGAAUUCUCGGCCGUUGACGAGUUGUGCCGUAAGAGCAGCGACGAGGAAUUUUCUCAACUUGAAGUAGCGCUUGUUCACUACUUUUCAGGAAACUUUCUGGCGGAAAAUGGGCAUGAUGUUAUGGCCCAGAAUCUCCUCUUGAACGCUUACAAUAUGGCAUAUCCUGUUGUUUCAGUAAAGGACAUUUACUUGCUCUGUGAUAUACAGGAGUCAUUGGGGAAUUUGUAUCUCAAACUAUCUGAGCCGAAUAUAGCGGUGUAUUGGUUUAAUGGUGCCUUGAAAUCUGUAGCAGAAAUGACGCGUGUUUCUGACACGGUUGAACACGCGGCUAUGAUUGGCCGCCUCUUGAAUCACAUCGCUCUAUGUCAACUGCCAAGUCACGUGUCACUUCCACCGGAAGUAGUGAGUCGAUCACGUGCUUCUGCAAGGAGCGGAAGAGUGAAAACGCCAACCUCGGUUAAAGAUAAAACAGAGGAGACAGGCUCGGAUAACGUCGGCACUAUUUUGGAUGACGCAAUGAAGCACAUGAAACUUGCCCAACAGUUUCCUGGCCAGAGCAGCGUUUAUUUUCGCAUGGGUUUGUUAGCGGCAAAACAAAAACGCUGCGAAGACGCCGAGUCUUUGUUUCGCAAAUCGUUGGAGAUGAGAGAGGAAUGGUACGGGUCUUCUCAUCCUCUGGUGGCGGAGAUUUAUGACGCGCUGGCCUCGCUCUCGUGUUCAGACGCUGCAGAGUCCCCGGAUGUCACAGUGGCGGAGGAAAUGUUUCGCCGUGCAUUGAGCAUGCGUGAAGAUCUCUUGGGUCCGUCUCAUUUGCUUGUUGCAAAUACGUUGUUCAAGUUAGGUAAACUACUUCAAUCCAAGGGCACCAAAGAUGCCACGAGAGAAGCCAAGCUGCUUUUCCAGCGUGCACUGGACAUAAACACAGCAAAACAGGGCGUCUAUCACACAGACACCAAGACAAUCAGGCGUGCCCUGAUGUCGUUGGAAACAGUCGAUGUGGGCGCAAAAUUUAGUGGCAAAGGAACUGCGAAAGACCAAGAGUUACUUGCAUUGGACGGCCUUAGAAGUCGCCCUUUAACGAAGACAUCUUCUCGAAAUCUUGAUUUCCGCCAAGCAAGUACAUCGUAGAACGGUUGUCCCAGAUCAGUUAUUGUCUAGGCGCAGUUUUUGUCAGCGAAGCGAGAAGUGCGAAAGUAUCCUUGCCUCGUCGCUAAGAAUCCGCAAUUCAGAGGCGACGAUUCCGCCCCGAAGUUUACUUAAUUAGAGUAUUCCAAACUUGUUGCGACAAAAUAGUUUGAAGGCCUAUAGUUGGACACAAUUAGUCCCUCUCCAUAUAAGGAAGAUAUCAGUGACGUCACAAGCACUCUAAAUAGAUUUCCUGGUCGGCGAAAGUUUCAAACCACUGUAUCGUGGACUGUUUCUAUUACGGCAGGUUACGAUCGAAAAUCUGUUUUUUCAGAGCGGUCUCUGUGAAGCGCCUCAGCGAAUUUUGAUGUUCUCAAUUAAAAUACGAGAUGCUUCACUGUAAACGCUUGAAGGAAAUUCGAACGCUGACACCUACCGAAAAUCGUGUUAGACAUUCAACACCAAGCGAGGGUUUCACUUGCUUGAAAGAUCUUUCUGCCAACCGCACGCUUGGGUGAUGUUAGCGUACGUGAUCGUAAAUGACGUUA
Molecule: messenger RNA, 4336 nt
Organism: Orbicella faveolata
Lineage: Eukaryota; Metazoa; Cnidaria; Anthozoa; Scleractinia; Merulinidae
Product: tetratricopeptide repeat protein 41-like
Cellular component (GO): Cul4-RING E3 ubiquitin ligase complex
Molecular function (GO): protein binding; ATP hydrolysis activity
Source: RefSeq, a predicted model, not a curated record